Molecule: messenger RNA, 1026 nt
Organism: Trichoderma virens Gv29-8
Lineage: Eukaryota; Fungi; Ascomycota; Sordariomycetes; Hypocreales; Hypocreaceae
Exons: 3
Coding region: 1-1026 (341 amino acids)
Source: RefSeq, a predicted model, not a curated record
AUGCCUCAUUCCAAGGUUCCGACCACAGCCUCCUCUCACACUAUUCACGGUGUCCAGCUUCACGUCAACGACGGCCUUCUUGCACCUACUGAUGUCUGUGAGAUGCGAAUCUCUUACCCAACUGAACCUAUCAAUGAGCUCUAUCGCCGUUACAAAGACGACGGGUACGUAUUGCUCAAGGGUCUCCUCCCGCGCCAGGAUGUUUUUGCUGCUCGCGAAGCCUAUUUUGCCUCACUUGCGUCCACUGGUAUCCUCCAACCAGGGACGGCAGCGGUUGAUGGCAUAUUCAACUCAUCUGCCUCGACUUCCGAUUACCCUGGAAUUGGAGCAAGCAGUUUGGACGUAAAGACUGAUACAAAUAAUCCAGCUGGACGAUUUGUGGAAGCUGCUGUCAAGACUCACACGGAGCCAUGGUACAACGGCUCAGAAAAGGAUGGUAUUGCCGGAUUCUGCAACCACCCAAUUCUCCGAGACUUUGUGGCCAAUAUCGUAGGCUGGGGGAAAGAUAUCCUAACUGUGCGGCGCACCUUACUCCGCAAUAAUACGCCAGGCAAUCGAGCCAUAGGCGUUCAUUAUGACCAGAUUUUCAUGAGAUACGGCGAACCCACGGCGGUAACUGCAUGGGUUCCUAUAGGAGACGUGCGUAUCGAGGGAGGCGGUCUAAUUUACCUCGAAGGAGGAGACCAGGUAGGGCGGGAAAUGGAAGAGGAAUUUUCUCGCAAGGCCAAGGCGGCGGGGAUGAGCGAUCAAGAGACGCGGAAUGCCUUUAACGCUAAUAUGACGAGCACUGGCUUUCUGUCCGAGUCACCGCGUGAGUUUGCAAGGGAUCGAGGAAGGAGGUGGUUGGUCUCUGCCUACGAAGCUGGGGAUGUCGUGCUGCAUACUCCGCAUAUGAUCCAUGCCUCUACCAUCAAUCAUGAUCCAGAGGGCCGAAUCAGACUCGGGACAGAUUUGCGAUUUGUUAACUCCAAACGCCCGUGGGAUAAGCGCUGGGAUAAAGAUUUUGCCUUGGAUGAUGGUCUGUAA